This is a messenger RNA of Harpia harpyja (harpy eagle), 3621 nucleotides long. RefSeq names its product cadherin 1 (gene CDH1). Gene Ontology annotation, cellular component: catenin complex; plasma membrane; adherens junction. Gene Ontology annotation, molecular function: calcium ion binding; cadherin binding. NCBI's taxonomy places the organism in Eukaryota, Metazoa, Chordata, Aves, Accipitriformes, Accipitridae. Gene Ontology annotation, biological process: calcium-dependent cell-cell adhesion; homophilic cell-cell adhesion; cell-cell junction assembly. The record is from RefSeq and is a predicted model, not a curated record.
CGGGACCGGGACUCACCUGCGGCUCCGCGGCGGCGGCGGCCCGAUCCCUCCGGCACCGCACCGGCACCCUACCGGCAGCUAGCCAUGGGGCGGCGGGGGGGCUGCCCGGCCCCGCUCUGCCUCCUCCUCCUCCUCCUCCUCCAGGCUGGUCACCGGCUGUGCGAGCGGGCAGCACCGUGCCGGCCCGGCUUUGCCGAAGAGACCUUCGCCUUCGCCGCGGAACCGGACGGCGUGGCGGCGGGACAGGUGCUGGGACACGUGAGUUUUGUGGACUGCGGCGAGCAGCGGCACACCACGUACCUCUCGGAUGACACGCGCUUCAAGGUGAGCGGGGACGGUGUCGUCUCUGCGACCCGGCCUCUGCAGCUCCGGCAGCGCGAGAUCAGCUUCUCCGUCCACGCCUGGGACGCCGCAGGCAAGAAGCAUUCGGCCAGGGUGACCCUGCGCAGGCAGCGGCACCGCCGCCGCCACCACCAGCAGGACACGCAGCCUGAUGUGCUGACCUUCCCCGAGCCCGGCCAUGGCCUCCGGCGGCAGAAGAGGGACUGGGUCAUCCCCCCCAUCAACUGCCCCGAGAACGAGCGGGGGCCCUUCCCCAAGCAGCUGGUGCAGAUCAAAUCCAACAAGGACAAGGAGACCAAGGUUUUCUACAGCAUCACGGGGCAGGGGGCGGACACCCCCCCCGUGGGUGUCUUCAUCAUUGAGCGGGAGACGGGGUGGCUGGAGGUGACGAAGCCGCUGGACCGGGAGAAGAUCGACAAAUACGUCCUCUUCUCCCACGCGGUGGCGGCCAACGGGCAGCCCGUGGAGGACCCCAUGGAGAUCAUCAUCACCGUGACGGACCAGAACGACAACCGGCCCGUCUUCACCAAGCAAGUCUUCAUUGGUUACAUUGAGGAAAACGCGAAACCAGGCACAUCCGUGAUGACCGUGAACGCCACGGAUGCAGACGAUGCGAUCAACGUGAACAACGGCAUCAUCGGCUACUCCAUCCUCAGUGAGGAGCCCAAGAGCGCGCAACGGAUGUUCACCAUCGACCCGCAGAAGGGUGUCAUCAGUGUCAUCGGCACAGGGCUGGACCGGGAGACCACUCCCAACUACACGCUGAUCAUCCAGGCUGCGGACCAGGAGGGCAGCGGCCUGACCAACACCGCCACCGCCAUCGUGGAAGUCACCGAUGCCAACGACAACCCUCCUGUCUUCGACCCCACCAUGUACGAGGGGACAGUGAACGAGAACGAGGUGGGGGUGGUGGUGGCCCGGCUGCACGUGACAGACCAGGACAUGCAGGGCUCCCCUGCCUGGCAAGCCGUCUACCCGCCAAGAGUGGGGGACCAGGAUGGCGACUUCAGCAUCACCACCGACCCCAAAACCAACGAUGGCAUUCUGAAAACUGCCAAGGGUCUGGAUUAUGAGACCAGGAGCCGGUACAACCUCGUGGUAACAGUGGAGAACGCUGUCCCCUUCACUGUCCCCCUGCCGCUCUCCACGGCCAGCGUCCUGGUGCUGGUUGGGGACAUGAACGAAGCGCCUGUCUUCGUGCCCCCCGUCAAGAGGGUGGAGGUGAUGGAGGACCUGCCGCUGGGGCACCAGAUCACCUCCUACACAGCCCAGGACCCGGACAGGGAUCAGAGGCAGAAAAUCACGGGCUUUGCCAUGUGGCAGUUCCCCAGCCUGGUGCCUAUCAACGGGGGCCAGCACCGGCUGCGCUUGGGGCACAGAGAGCCAAGGGGGGCCGGGAUCUGGCCCUCGACUCGGCAUCUCCCCACCACCCUACGCCAAGGGGUGGGUGGCCAAGCCAGACCAGGCAGCACCUUACCUUGUCCGGUCACCUUGACAGUCCCAUUGGCACUGGAGCCGUGCUCCAGCGCUGCCUGGAAAGGGGAUGUCGAAGAACCGGGCCUGGCCUUCGACAUCUGCAGCCGGCAGCCCGAGGAGCAGAUGCUGAACAUCGUCGACAAGGACCUGCCCCCCAACACCUACCCCUUCCAGGCAGCGCUGGAGCACGGCUCCAGUGCCAACUGGACUGUCAAGGUGACCGGACAAGACCUGCUGGUGCUGAGCCUGGUGAAGGAGCUGGAGCCGGGGGAGUACAGCAUCUUCCUGAGGCUGACGGACAGCCAGGGCAAGGCGCAGGUGACGCCGGUGAAAGCUCAGGUGUGCGACUGCGAAGGGCCGGCCAAAAACUGCGAGCGGCGAGCGUUCAUCGCCAGCGGCUUGGGCGUCCCCGCCAUCCUCAGCAUCCUGGGGGCCAUCCUGGCACUGCUGAUCCUGCUGCUGCUGCUGCUGCUCUUCGCCAGGCGGAGGAAGGUGGUGAAGGAGCCGCUGCUCCCGCCCGAGGACGACAUGCGGGACAACGUCUACCACUACGACGAGGAAGGCGGCGGCGAGGAGGACCAGGACUAUGACCUGAGCCAGCUGCACCGGGGCCUGGACGCCCGCCCAGAGGUGAUCCGCAACGACGUGGCCCCCCCGCUGAUGGCCGCCCCCCAGUACCGGCCCCGGCCCGCCAACCCCGAUGAGAUCGGAAACUUCAUCGAUGAGAACCUGAAAGCGGCCGACACGGACCCCACGGCCCCCCCCUACGACUCCCUGCUGGUGUUCGACUACGAGGGCAGCGGCUCGGAGGCCACCUCGCUCAGCUCCCUCAACUCCUCUGCCUCCGACCGCGACCAGGACUACGACUACCUCAACGACUGGGGCAGCCGCUUCAAGAAGCUGGCAGACCUCUACGGCGGUGGGGAGGAGGAUGACUAGGAUCCUCCCGUGGCUCCGGUCCGGCCGGCAGCCACCCAGCGCAGGCAGCUCACCUCAUUUCACCCAACUGGACUCACGUCAGUCUUUGCCCGGGGGGGUGGCCGAACCCCCCUCCAACACCCCCUCAACCUGAUAUCCACAUCCCCCAUGUUCAGUGCAGGGGAAGCUUGGGGUCACUGGGGCUGGGGGGGGGCGGUUUGGGGACCCUGUGUGUUUCCUGGCCCCCCUCGGCUCCAGGCGGGACAUGGAGCCAUUCGGUCCGUUCCCCGUCCUGGAGCCAAGGUGCUCUGGCUGCGCGGGCCAGGAUCAGCUCUUCUUCCCCGGCAGGGACAGGCCCCGCUGCCUCCCUCCCUUUGCCAUGGGGGGAAAAAGCGUUUCUCUGGCGCUCUCUGAAAUACCUCGUGCUCCCAGCUCCGACACAAGUGCCAACCUGCCGCCGCGCUCGGCUCGCAAACCUGGCGCCGGGGAAGCAGGGUGGCCCCAGCAAUGCGCCUCUGCUGGAGAGGGGCGAGGUGAUCGAUAAACGCAGACCAAAGAUGUGCCGUCACGUGCUAUACGUGAGGGAAUUAUAUUUGAUAAGAGUACAUACAGGCAGAUCUCUAUUUUUCUGUAUCCCAAAUUAUGAUAUGAUUUCCUUCUGUCGUGCCAGGUGUAAUUAUUGUGCAGUCAAUGAAAGGCGCUUUUGGAAAUCAAAUGGCUUUACUGAAAUUCUGAACAAUGUGUUUAGCUGUUGUCGUGGUUUGUAUUUUUUGUCAUGGGAAAAGGUUCUGAUGCCCUCUGGGAAGCCAGCAAUGGUCUAGUGUUAAUUGAUUCUAUGGUUUUUAUAUAAAAUUGAAAUAAUAAAUUCUUUUAAGAAAACCAAAA